Molecule: messenger RNA, 1091 nt
Organism: Galeopterus variegatus (Sunda flying lemur)
Lineage: Eukaryota; Metazoa; Chordata; Mammalia; Dermoptera; Cynocephalidae
Gene: KICS2
Product: chromosome unknown open reading frame, human C12orf66
Exons: 1
Coding region: 92-655 (187 amino acids)
Biological process (GO): cellular response to glucose starvation; protein localization to lysosome; cellular response to amino acid starvation
Cellular component (GO): KICSTOR complex
Source: RefSeq, a predicted model, not a curated record
GAUCUUUGAAAAGCAGCGGGAGACCAAGAAACAUCUAUUUGGAGGGCAGUCUCAGAAGGCUGUCCAGCCCCCACACCUUUUCCUUUGGCUGAUGAAACUCAAAAACAUGCUCCUUGCCAAGUUCAGCUUUUACUUUCAUGAGGCGCUGAGCCGACAAACGACUGCUUCAGAAAUGAAAACGUUGACUGCAAAAGCUAACCCAGACCUUUUUGGAAAGAUUUUCAGCUUCAUCAGGAAAUAUGAUGCUGCCAAUGUGUCCUUAAUUUUUGACAACCGAGGUUCUGAGAGCUUUCAGGGUCAUGGCUAUCACCACCCCCAUUCCUACAGAGAGGCCCCUAAGGGUGUGGACCAGUAUCCAGCUGUGGUGUCUCUGCCCAGCGACAGGCCAGUCAUGCACUGGCCCAAUGUCAUCAUGAUCAUGACGGACCGUACGUCUGACCUGAACAGCUUAGAGAAAGUGGUCCACUUCUAUGAUGACAAAGUGCAGAGCACUUACUUCCUAACCCGCCCAGAACCUCACUUUACCAUUGUCGUCAUCUUUGAGUCAAAGAAAUCUGAGAGAGACUCCCACUUUAUUUCCUUCCUCAAUGAGCUCUCACUUGCCCUUAAGAACCCCAAAGUUUUUGCAAGUCUGAAACCUGGAUCCAAAGGUUAGCAGGUGAUUUGUGUGAAAGAUUUUCAAGACUGGCAACCAUGUUCUUAAUUGCUCUAAUGACCUACAGUGGUUUGUGAUUAGAGUUUACAUCCAUUCAUCCUUCUUUCAGAGCUAAAUCAAAGAAAAAUCUGCCCUAAUUGUGUUGCACACUUCAUAAGCAAUUAAGACCAAUUGAAUUAAGUAUCCAAAGAGUAAUCUAGGAAGUGAUCAUGGGCUACUGUGUGUACCUCCAUGGUACAGCAAAGUGGUUUCAGCAUUUUCUCCUAUUUUCCUGUAUUUCAUGUGGAUUGAAUAUUUAUUCACUUUGAUUUUUCUUUCCUGAUGUUUUUUAUUGUUCUAAAUAUUAUGUUCUAAUGCAAUUCCAAACACCUUUUUCUUCCCCUCCUUCCUGGAAGAGUAAUCGGGAUAAGAUAUUAAAUGGACUUUUUAAAAUUAA